Molecule: messenger RNA, 3819 nt
Organism: Carassius carassius (crucian carp)
Lineage: Eukaryota; Metazoa; Chordata; Actinopteri; Cypriniformes; Cyprinidae
Exons: 16
Coding region: 202-1737 (511 amino acids)
Molecular function (GO): protein binding; metal ion binding; RNA binding
Source: RefSeq, a predicted model, not a curated record
CAGAACACUAUGGCCCUGCGGCCCUUUAAGACGCUGGUUCUGGGAGGCGCUUGAGUUCAGUUCAACACACCCGCCUGGCGCUUCGCUCGACGCCCAGGAAGAGAAACACCACAAGUUUAAAUAUGACGAUUCAUUUGUCGAAUUGACGUGUAUUCUGCUGUUUUUACGUUCCUGCAGCGGUAUUGAGGGUAAUAAUGCUGAAUGGUCGGACUAAUGAAGUUCAGUUUGGAUUUCUGCCGGUUACUGGGGCUUAGCGGCUCCAGUGAUGAGAGGCCAGAGGAGAUGGACACAGGUGCCCUCCCCGAGCAGAAUGACCACACACUCUCACAGGUACAAGAACAGUGGGCUCUUUUUCCUGAAUUAGCCCAAGAUGAUGUCUUAAAUGGUGAGGAAGGUCUUAGUGAGGAGGAGAAGGCCAGACGGAAAGCAGAGAGACGCAAAGCCAAAAGGAAGCGCCAACGUCAGCGGAAGAAACUAGAGCGGGGUAAAAAGGAUGAAAGUACUGAACAGGGGGAGGAGAAUGCUGGAGCCGAUUCUGAACUUGACGAGUCUGAGGAGUCUGAGUCAGAGGAGGUGGAAUGUAUCGGCCUUUCAAAAGUGGAAGAGAAGCCAGUUGCUCCUCAAAGUAAAAGUCCUUUUGGACCUCCACUGGCGUCAGGGAACAAAAGCAACCAACAGCCGGCGGCUCGUGCUAGUGAGGAGGACCCAGGCUGGGAUGUGAACAGUGCUUUUGUUGCGAAUGCUGUCAGUCACAUUCGACCUAAAGCUAAAAGUAAAGGAGCACACAAGUCGAAAGAGAACAAGGAAAAUGAGAGCAGGACAGGAGAAGUCAUAGGUUUACCAGAUGCUAAAACUAAGAGAAGUGCCUUACUAGUAGAAAAGGGGAUUCGAUUUGUUCAGGAGGGUCAGUACACACAAGCUGUUAGUCUGUUUACAGAGGCCAUCAAAUGUGAUCCGAAAGACUACAGGUUUUUUGGAAAUCGCUCGUACUGCUACUGUUGUCUGGAGCAAUAUCCUCUGGCCCUUGCAGAUGCUGAGAAGUCCAUCCAAAUGGCUCCUGAUUGGCCCAAAGGCUAUUACCGCAGAGGAAGUGCACUUAUGGGGCUUAAGAGUUACAGCGAAGCUGAGAAAGCUAUGGAACAGGUGCUAAAACUGGACCAAGAUUGCGAAGAAGCGGUCAAUGACCUCUUGUACUGUAAAGUGCAACAAAUUUUGGAUCUUGGCUAUGAUGAGGAACAGAGUAUUCAAUUGCUGGAAAAAUACAACACGGUGCAGGCUGUUGUUGCAGCCAAAGCUUCAAAUCAGGACUGUGCUCUCCUCCAACCAGGUCCUUGCAAUUCCCUGUGGGUGGGCAACGUGACCACAGAACUGACAGAGAAACAUUUGUGGGACCUGUUCAAAAUUUAUGGAGAAAUUGAAAGCAUUCGGGUUCUGCAUGAACGCUUCUGUGCGUUUGUUAACUUUAAGAAUGCCAACAUGGCCUCCCGUGCGAUGGAGAAACUCAAUGGACAUUUUAUUGAGAAUACCCGACUAGUGGUUCGAUAUCCAGAUCGACGGAUUCAGAGAGUCUUGCCGACACCUGCUAUUCAACAACCUCCAGGGACAUCUGGGCCAAGACGCAGAGGUCCUGUCAACGGAGAUGAGUGUUACUUCUGGAGGACCACCGGAUGUCAUUUUGGAGAUCGAUGUCGCUAUAAGCACAUUCCCGAUCAUCGAGGCAAAGACUGGCAACCUUGAGUCGACUCUUGCCUCUCUUUUCCUCUCCCCUAAGAACUCUGGGAGAUGAAUGCAUGACUUUAGGGACUGUAAUCUUCACUUUGAUUAUCUGUAGGUCAGGACCAGUAUUGUGGAUCAGAGUCUUAUGAUGGCUCUCUCGAGUGCUUCACUGUCAGACUCCGAACCUCACAGGGUUUCAAAGCAGACGGGACUCUGGGAAAAGUGUCUCUUUUGAGGUGAGGUUUGGGUGGUGCACCAUAUCGCCGUCUGCUGAGGUUUACACUGCCUCUCAUAUUGUGUGCUCUCUUCUCUCUUCCCGUGCCAGCUCCACCAACCCAAAGAAGAGCAGUAGAUCUGGGCUGACAUUUGAGUUCAUUCCAAGAGAAUGAUUUUGAUUCUGUAUUUGAGGAUGGGAGAAUCGUACCAAAGAAUAAUACUAUGCCAUAUGUGGAUUUUGCGUGGAGAGAGAAAAAGGCUUUCAGGGAAAAUUAGCUUAUUAGUUUUACUUGUGUUUUGAUUCGUUUCCACCACCUCAAACACACUCCAGCUCUUCAUUCAUCCAUAUUCCUAAGUGGACUUUUCCCGCUAAUUCUCUCAAAAGGCCCCGAAUUGAAGAGAUUUGAGGGCAUGUCAGUAUUGCAAAGGGUUAGAGCAAUUAUUUGAAUCUUGAAGAAAUUACGUCUCUUGAUUAGGGGUGCACGAUAAAUAUCGGCCAAUAAUUAAUGCGCAUCUCGUCAGUAAAGCCAGUUCUCUAAUCAGCGGUAAAUUCCAUCAGGUGCGUGAUUUCACAUAGAGCAGCUUUAACUACACGGAUCCCUUGUUAACUGACAAGCUGCGCAAAAACUACUGAUGAGAUGCGCAUUAAUUAUCGGCCGAUAUUUAUUGUGCACCCCUACUUUUGAUAAAUUAUUUUCAAUUCUGCCUUUUUCUUGCAGUCUUGCACUUUACCAUAUCAGAUGAUCUAUGGGUUGUUCCUCAAGCGAAAAACAUGGUCUUCUUCCCUCAAGACGACUAGAUAUUUGGUCAGAAUUGUGUUUCUAAAAGGUUUCGAUGAUCUGUGGUCAUUGGUGGUAUUUUUUUCAUGGUAUUUUCCAAUUGGCAUGUCAUUGCCAUUUAGAUAUUAUUUACAUUUAUCUAUAAAUAAGAACAUGGAAUAAUGAUUUCACGUUAUGCGAUCGCAAACGCAAGUUUUGGUUAUAGAUCAUGUAAUGCUGCUCCAUAAAAUGCAGAAGAUUUUGUGGUUUUCUUAUGCAAGAGUUCUGAGAUACAGGAAACUCUUGCUUUGGCACUUUUCAUACCAUCAGCGCAAAGUUGAUCAGGUGGUUUUCAUCAUUUCCUCUUUUUUUUUUUUAAACCUUCUUUCUGUGCGUUUAGUGGAUGAGAAGGAAGUUGGCUAUUUGAGAUCAAAUGUCUUCCACCAACUUGUAAAACAUCAUGCACAUUUCUGAAGUUAUUAUUAGUAUGAUAAUUUCAUUGAGCAAUAUUCUUGUUUCAAUGCAUUUGAAAACCCUCAUAACCUCGUACUUUUCUGACACACUUAACCAAAGAAACACUAAUGUUUACCUAGUUUACCACAGACCAACACAUUGCUAUUUUUGUAUGAUACACUAUUUACGACGCAAGUUAAAUACUUUUCCUCAGUUUUUAGAUAUGAGUGCAUGGGUUUUUAUGCAGGCUGUAGUCACACUAGUGCUCUUAGUUCAGUUGUGCUUCUUUUGACUCUGUGACAGUCCAGAGUGCCUUUAAAAUUUUGCUUUCAUAUCAGAUGAGUUAUUUUAGCAUUCAUGUUUAAGCUGAGGUCCCCUGUGAACACCGGGGAAGUGACUUUUACAUUUGCGAAUGAAAUAAUACCGAAAAUUAAUGUGUGUUCAGAGAAAUCAGUUUUGUCGGUUUGGGACUGAGGCAUACACCUGUGGUUCUCAUAAUUUUAAUUUAAUUUUAUUUUUUUGGCAAUAAAUUAUUUUGAAGACUUUUGAAGUAUUUUUUUUUGUUUGUUUUUUGGAGAAGUAUGAAAAUGGCAAUAAUUUCUCACUGUUGUGCUGCUUAAAGAGCCCUUAAUAGAGUUCAGUCAUGCAUUAAAGGAUAUUUAUCACUCAAAUUUAA